AUGAGGCAGGAGAACCAGAGCAGCGUGUCCGAGUUCCUCCUCCUGGGGCUCCCCAUCCAUCCAGAGCAGCGGGGGGUCUUCUUCACCCUUUUCCUGGCCAUGUACCUGACCACUGUGCUGGGGAACCUGCUCAUCAUCCUGCUCAUCAGGUUGGACUCGCGCCUCCACACCCCCAUGUACUUCUUCCUCAGCCACUUGGCCCUCACUGAUGUGUGUCUCUCAUCUGUCACUGUCCCUAAGAUGUUGACGAACAUGCACACUAAUGACAAGUCCAUCCCCUAUGCAGGGUGCAUUACCCAGGCAUAUUUUUUCUUAUUGUUGGGUUGUCUUGACAAUCUCCUUCUGGCAGUGAUGGCCUAUGACAGGUACGUGGCCAUCUGUCAGCCCCUGCACUACACCACCAUCAUGAGGCCGGAGCUGUGUGUCUCCUUAGCUGGUGGGUCCUGGUUCUUCUGCUGUGUCCACUCUCUAUUGUAUACUCUUCUCUUGGCCCGCCUGUCCUUCUGUGCUGACCGUACCAUCCCACACUUCUUCUGUGACCUCACCACACUCCUAAAUAUGAGUUGCUCAGACGUCUCCCUCAAUGAGUGGGUCAUGCUCAUUGAGGGAGGGAUGCUCUUCAUAUUACCUUUGAGUGGCAUCUUGGGCUCCUAUAUACGGAUUUGGACCACUGUCCUGAGAGACCCCUCAGCUAAGAAAUUCUUCAAAGUCCUGUCUACCUGUGGCUCCCACCUCCUCGUUGUGUCCUUAUUCUAUGGGACCAUUGCAGAAAUUUACUUUUUCUCCUCAUCAUCUAUGUCCAAUGAUAAAAUGAUUGCCUCUGUGAUGUAUAUGAUAGUCACCCCCAUGCUGAACCCCUUCAUCUAUAGCCUGAGAAACAGAGACAUGAAGUGUGCCCUGGAAAGACUUGUUCCUUAUGACAAAAAACUUGAUCUGAAUGUGUAG
This is a messenger RNA of Condylura cristata (star-nosed mole), 945 nucleotides long. Its product is annotated as olfactory receptor 1J4-like. Gene Ontology annotation, molecular function: G protein-coupled receptor activity; olfactory receptor activity. Gene Ontology annotation, cellular component: membrane. Gene Ontology annotation, biological process: G protein-coupled receptor signaling pathway. NCBI's taxonomy places the organism in Eukaryota, Metazoa, Chordata, Mammalia, Eulipotyphla, Talpidae. The record is from RefSeq and is a predicted model, not a curated record.